Molecule: messenger RNA, 417 nt
Organism: Soboliphyme baturini
Lineage: Eukaryota; Metazoa; Nematoda; Enoplea; Dioctophymatida; Soboliphymatidae
Source: the annotation of a GenBank genome assembly
AUGAAGAAACUGGCGAUGGAUUUGGAAUUGCCACUGAAAGUGAAGGUGCAACUGACAAAUUGACCUGGAGGUGGCGGUAGCUUCGGGGGCCCUGAAGGUGGUGGGGGUGGCGGAAGUAUAGGGGGACCGGGUGGAAUGGGUUCUCAUGGAGGAUCGUUUGGCAGACCUGGAGGUGGCGGUAGCUUCGGGGGUCCUGAAGGUGGUGGGGGUGGCGGAAGUAUAGGGGGACCGGGUGGAAUGGGUUCCUAUGGAGGACCGUUCGGCAGACCUGGAGGUGGCGGCAGCUUCGGUGGCUCGUUUGGUUAUCCGUCUGGUGGAGUGCCGAUCCAGCAAAGUGGUUUACCUAUUAUGUCUGUGUUUUCUAGUUUCCCUAGCCCUGUCUGUAAGUUUCUAGAUUUACAUUGUAAUGAAGCAUAG